This is a messenger RNA of Propithecus coquereli (Coquerel's sifaka), 2210 nucleotides long. RefSeq names its product endoplasmic reticulum lectin 1 (gene ERLEC1). Gene Ontology annotation, cellular component: endoplasmic reticulum lumen. Gene Ontology annotation, biological process: retrograde protein transport, ER to cytosol; endoplasmic reticulum unfolded protein response. The transcript is spliced from 9 exons. Lineage: Eukaryota; Metazoa; Chordata; Mammalia; Primates; Indriidae. The record is from RefSeq and is a predicted model, not a curated record.
GGAAACGGUGGCGGGAGACCCAAGGGGGCGGAGGCGGCGUUGCCGGGCUCUCCGGAAGGAGACGUGGCGGUUGUUGGGAUCCCGGCUGCCUGGGAGCGUUGUAGUCCCGCCGCCUCCUUCUCCUCCUACUCCUCCUACUGCUCCUCUCCUCUUUGGGCAGAGGAGGUUUGGUGGCGGCUGGAGAAAGCGGCAGCGGAGGAUGGAGGAAGGAGGCGGCGGCGUGCGAAAUCUAGUCCCCGGUGGGCCGGUGUUACUGGUCCUUUGCGGCCUCCUGGAGGCGUCCGGCGGCGGCCGAGCGCUCCCUCCACUCAGCGAUGACAUCCCUUUCCGAGUCAACUGGCCCGGCACCGAGUUCUCUCUGGAAGAAGAAAAGGAAUAUAAAGGCCCUAAUCCAAGAGAACUUUUGGAACCACUAUUUAAACAAAGCAGUUGUUCCUACAGAAUUCCCACUAAAAAUAUCGAAGGUCAGAUGACACCAUACUAUCCUGUGGGAAUGGGAAAUGGUACACCUUGUAGUUUGAAACAGAACCGGCCCAGAUCAAGUACUGUGAUGUACAUAUGUCAUCCUGAAUCUAAGCAUGAAAUUCUUUCAGUAGCUGAAGUUACAACUUGUGAAUAUGAAGUUGUCAUUUUGACACCACUCUUGUGCAAUCAUCCUAAAUAUAGAUUCAGAGCAUCUCCUGUGAAUGACAUAUUUUGCCAGUCACUGCCAGGAUCGCCAUUUAAACCCCUCACCCUGAGGCAGUUGGAGCAGCAGGAAGAAAUACUAAGGGUGCCUUUUAGGAGAAGUAAAGAGGAAGAUUUGCAAUCAACUAAAGAAGAGAGAUUUCCAGCGAUCCACAAACCCAUUGCUAUUGGCUCUCAACCGAUGCUCACUGUUGGAACAACCCACAUAUCCAAAUUGACAGAUGACCAACUCAUAAAAGAGUUCCUUAGUGGUUCUUAUUGCUUUCACGGGGUCAUCAGCAUAAAUGUCUACUCGAUGAUGUCAAGCAUGCAUUAUCACAAAUAUUUUUUCAUAUAUUAGGACAAAGAUAGUGGGAAAACCUCUGUGGUUGUGGGGACAUGGAACCAAGAAGAGCAUAUUGAAUGGGCUAAGAAGAAUACUGCUAGAGUCUAUCAUCUUCAAGACGAUGGUACCCAGACAGUCAGGAUGGUGUCACAUUUUUAUGGAAAUGGAGAUAUUUGUGAUAUAACUGACAAACCAAGACAGGUGACUGUAAAACUAAAGUGUAAAGAAUCAGAUUCUCCUCAUGCCGUUACUGUAUAUAUGCUAGAGCCUCACUCCUGUCAGUAUAUUCUUGGGGUUGAAUCUCCAGUGAUCUGUAAAAUCUUAGAUACAGCAGAUGAAAAUGGACUUCUUUCUCUCCCCAACUAAAGGAUGUUAAAGUUGGAGGAAAGAAAAGAUUGAAAGUCAUGAUGAUUUCUGUCUGACCAUGUGUCUGUCUCACUAUAGAGUUCUCAGCCAUUUGACCUCAUCCAAAGCAAUCAUAUAAAAGGACUCUUAACCACUUUGUGAAUAUAUGUGUGUAUAUAAGAGGUUAUUGAUAAACUUCUAAGGCAGACAUUUUGUCUCAUUUUUUUCAUUUUUGUUUUAUGAACAGAUUGUGUUUUUUCUUUGCUUGGAUAUGUGAUUCCAAAAUAAAUCUCAUCCAAGCACGUCAGAGUCCAGCCUAAUCAAAUAUCAUAAUUGUACCUAUUGAAAGUUUUUAAAUAAUAGAUUUAUUAUGUAAAUUAUGGUAUAUAUAACUAGCUAAUGAAGAAAAGAAUUGAUAGGAGAUUGUUUAAAUGAGAAACCAUGUAAAAUAUGUAAAUUCUAGUGCCUGAAAUCCUUUCAACCAAUUUUUACAUAAUAACUGCUCUCUGCCAGGCAUUAAACUACAAACUGGGCACAUAGUAGAGCCUUAACAUGUGAGUUUUCUUCACCCCUGUUAAUCUCAAGAAAUUCUUAUUUGUAAUAGGUUGCCUUUCUCUCAGAAGUUUUAUUUAUUUCUUUCUCCUUCUUAUGUGUGUGCUUACUGCCAGAGUAUGUAUCUGUUGUAGACAGUUGGUGAUUCUUCUCUGACUUAGAAUGAUUUACUCUAACAAACACACUGUGCUGGCUAUCCAUUGUACUUGCCUACUGUAUAUAUGGAUUUUAGUUCUAGACAGUUUACAGCACAAUAUUUAUUUUAAAGUGAAUAAAGUGUCCACAAGCAGUGUUGUCAUGU